AUUUGGAAAAAAAUUGAUUCACGAUGGACUCCACAACUUCAUCAUCCUCUACACGCGGCCGGGUACUAUUUGAAUCCGCAAUUGCGUUAUGAAGAAAGAUUUUCUUAUUGUGAUGAAGUUAGAGAUGGAUUGUAUACUUGCAUGGAUAGGAUGUUGUCUUCUGAUGAUCGUCUUAAAGCAGACAUCCAAUUGGACUUAUAUAAUAAAGCUGAAGGAGAAUUUGGAACUCCAAUAGCAAAACGAACAAGAAUGUUGCGAACUCCGGUCUCGUGGUGGGAACGUUUUGGAAGUAAGACACCCGAGCUUACUACAUUUGCAAUUCGAGUGCUUGGUCUCACUUGUAGUGCUUCGGGAUGUGAAAGAAAUUGGAGCACUUUUGAAUCGAUUCAUACAAAAAAGAGAAAUAGGCUUGAACAUGCAAAGUUGAAUGCGUUGGUGUUUGUGAAAUAUAACUUCAAGCUUAGGGAGAGAAGUAUUAGGAGGAGAGACAAGAUUGAUCCCAUUGUAGUUGAUGAAAUUAAUUCAGAUGAUGAAUGGAUAACUGAGAAAGAAGGUCCAGUUCUCCCCGUAACUACUAAAUGGCUUGAAGAUGAUGAAUUAUUUGAAAGUGAUCCUAUUGUGAGUGUGCCAUCUGCUACCUUUGAAAGUCUUUUCGACUCAGAUAAGCGAGUCGAAGAUGUUGAGGAUAUAGUUGAAGUUGCUCCUACGAAUUCAAAAAAAAGAGUUGCUGAAAAUUCAAGUGGAAGCAAAGACAAACAAGCAAGGUUGAGUCUUGUUGAUGUGGAAGAUAAUCAUCUUGAUGCUGAAAAUUAUGGAGUAAUUCCAACUUUUGAUAGUGGAAAUUUUCCAACCAUAGACACUAUUGAUGAUGAUAGUGAUAUAGAGUUGGAUGAUACUGAUUAUUUUUAAGUUAUGUUGUUUUAAUUAUAAGACUUUUUAAAUUGUUGGUAUGGGAUA
Molecule: messenger RNA, 957 nt
Organism: Zingiber officinale
Lineage: Eukaryota; Viridiplantae; Streptophyta; Magnoliopsida; Zingiberales; Zingiberaceae
Exons: 4
Coding region: 142-909 (255 amino acids)
Molecular function (GO): protein dimerization activity
Source: RefSeq, a predicted model, not a curated record